Lodderomyces parapsilosis is the source of this 1896-nucleotide messenger RNA. RefSeq names its product Emp70p (gene EMP70). NCBI's taxonomy places the organism in Eukaryota, Fungi, Ascomycota, Pichiomycetes, Serinales, Debaryomycetaceae. The coding region runs from base 1 to 1896 and encodes 631 amino acids. Gene Ontology annotation, biological process: vacuolar transport; protein localization to membrane. Gene Ontology annotation, cellular component: endosome; fungal-type vacuole membrane. The transcript has a single exon. The record is from RefSeq and is a predicted model, not a curated record.
AUGCUAAAUAUUCUAUUACUUGCGCUAGCGCUUUUCAGCUUGGGUAAUGCGUUUUACUUGCCAGGUGUUGCGCCUACUGACUACAAAGAAGGGCAACUGAUACCUUUGCUUGUGAAUCAUUUAACACCAGCGUUACAUCAUGGAUCGUUAAGCAAAGGUUCCACUUCAACAUAUGUGUAUUCCUAUGACUACUACUAUCCAAAAUUCCAUUUUUGUCAGCCAGAGGGAGGUCCUGUCAAACAACUGGAGUCAUUGGGAUCAAUUAUUUUCGGAGAUCGUAUUUUCAAUUCCCCCUUUCAAAUUGAAAUGUUGAAGGAGGUUCAAUGUAAAAAAUUGUGUACUUCAACUUAUCCCAAAUCAGAUUCCGUAUUUGUCAACAGAAACAUUAGAGCUGGAUAUAGUUACAAUUGGCUUGUUGAUGGAUUACCAGUUGCGAGAAUUAUUGAAGACUUGAGAACUCAUUCACAGUUUUAUGGUACUGGAUUCGAUAUUGGUGCUAUUGAUACUGACAACAAGGCAGUGUUGUUUAACCACUUUGACUUGAUUAUCAAGUAUCAUGAGAAGGGUGAUGGCAAGAAUUACCGAGUUGUGGGAAUUACUGCUACGCCUCUGUCAUUGGAUAGAUCUGCAUUACCAGAGGACUCAGCGUCAGAAACGUUGUGCUCCACCGAUUUGAAACCAGUUCAUUUGGACAAGGAAGCAGAUACACCAGUGUUGUUUACAUACUCAGUCAAAUUUGAAAAGAGUGAUAUAGCCUGGGCAACAAGAUGGGAUCAAUACUUGCACGUGUACGACCCCAAGAUCCAAUGGUUCUCGUUGAUCAAUUUUUCAUUAAUUGUUUUAAUUUUGGGUAUUGUUAUUGCUAAUAUUUUGAUUAGAACUUUGAAAAACGAUAUUGUCAAGUACAAUGAAGUCAAUUUGGAUGAUGACAUUACUGAUGAGAGUGGAUGGAAGUUAAUACAUGGUGAUGUUUUUAGACCACCACCACAAAGACUCUUGUUGUCGGUGCUUGUUGGAAGUGGUGCCCAGAUUUUCUUUAUGGUAUUUGUGACAAUUUUUUUCGCAUUAUUUGGGUUAUUAUCACCAUCAAACAGAGGAGCAUUGUCGACUUUUUCAUUCAUACUUUACAUUUUGAGUAGUUUUGUGUCGGCAUAUGUGUCUGGUUACUUGUACCAUUUCCUUGGCGGCGAGAAUUGGAAAUUGAACUUGGUACUUACACCCGUGCUUGUGCCUGGUGUUUUGUUUGCCGUGUUUGUAUUUCUCAAUUUCUUUUUGAUCUCAGUUGAUUCUUCGGGUGCUAUACCUGUGGGUACAAUGGUUGCUAUUGUUGUUAUUUGGUUUGUUAUUUCUAUCCCCUUGUCAGUUGUGGGAUCAAUUCUUGCAGUAAAAAGACCGAAAUUGGAUGUGCCGGUGAGAACCAACUUGAUCCCAAGACAAAUUCCCCCACAACCAUGGUAUUUGAAAUUGAUUCCAGUCACACUCAUUAGCGGUAUCUUUCCCUUUGGUUCAAUUGCAGUUGAGAUGUACUUUAUCUAUUCAUCUUUAUGGUUUAACAAGAUUUUUUACAUGUUUGGAUUUUUGUUCUUUUGUUUCCUUUUGAUGAUUAUGACUACAAGUUUAAUUACGGUUCUAAUGGUGUAUUACACUUUAUGUUCAGAAAACUACAAAUGGCAAUGGAGAUCCAUAUUUAUUGGAGGUGGAUGUGCCAUUUAUGUGUUUAUCCAUUCUAUCUUUCUCACUGGUGGUGAAAAAUUAGCUGGGUUGACUUCGUUUGUGUUGUAUACGGGAUACUCGGUUGUCAUUUCCUUAUUGGUGUUUCUUUGUUGUGCAAGUGUUGGAUUCAUCAGCAGCUUAUUUUUUGUUAGAAAGAUUUAUGGUCAAAUCAAGAUUGAUUAG